CUCUCUCUUUCUCUCUCGUCUUCGUCGCUCACGCCAGAAAUGCCUCGCGGGUACCAACGAGCUCCGUCAAUAGAGGAAGCAGCAACAGAGAUUCCGGCGGAGAAGAAGCUCCAUCCAAAUUUCCCUUUCCUCAUCUCCUCAAAUGGUCUCGACGACGGCUACUCAGACCUCGAUCACGACGAUCAAUUCGAGUUCAGCAUCGACACCGAUGUUCUCGUAGACGCCAAAGAAGUAUCCAUAGAGGAACUGAUCGGCGAAGGCUCCUCUUCUAAAGUCUACAAAGGAUUGUUCAGGAAAGUUCAGCCUGUCUCAGUGAGGAUAUUCCUGCCUGAAGGAGCGUCUGCUGUUAGCAUUGAGCAGAAGAGAAAGUUUCAAAGGGAGGUUCUCUUGCUCUCCAAGAUUCAACAUGAAAACAUUGUCCAGUUUGUUGGGGCCUGCAUACACCCAAAGCUGAUGAUUGUUACUGAACUCAUGGAAGGCAAUACUCUUCACAAGUUUAUGUUGAGUGUUCGUCCAAACCCCCUUGAUCUCAAGCUCUCCAUUAGCUUUGCGUUGGAUAUUGCUCGUGGGAUGGAGUUCUUGAAUGCAAAUGGCAUCAUUCACCGUGAUUUGAAACCUAGUAAUAUGCUGUUAACAAGGGAUCAGAAACAUGUGAAGUUGGCUGAUUUUGGACUUGCUAGAGAGGAAACUAAAGGUUUCAUGACUUGUGAAGCUGGUACCUAUAGAUGGAUGGCUCCUGAGAUAUUCAGCCACGAGGCACUUCAAGUUGGGGAAAAGAAACUGUAUGAUCACAAGGUGGAUGUGUACAGCUUCGCCAUCGUCUUCUGGGAGUUGCUCACCAACAAAAUCCCAUUCAAAGGAAAGAACAACAUCUUUGUUGCUUAUGCUGCCAGUAAAAACCAGAGACCAAGUCUGGAUAAUCUUCCUGCAGAAGUUGGUAGUCUCCUUGAAGCAUGCUGGGCAGCGGAUCCUAAAGCUCGUCCCGAGUUCAAAGAGAUUACGGUUUCACUAGAAAAACUGCUUAGAAGCUUAUGCUCCGAUGAUGAUGCCGAGGAUCAGACAAUCAGUUUGGUUCAAGAACGUGUUGUCUAUGACUUCCCCAAGCUGAAGAUGAAGACUACUACUAAGAAGAAGAAGAAAAAUAAAGUGAUGAAUGUGAUGGCUCCGUUUCUCAAGAUCUUCAGAGAUUGUAUUCCCAAGUAGAAGAAGAGAGAGUGUUCCUUUUCAUAUAGCAGCUGACCAUUACAAUUUUGCAGACAUUCGAUACAAAGUAUACCAAUUCAUGUG
This is a messenger RNA of Raphanus sativus (radish), 1287 nucleotides long. Its product is annotated as serine/threonine-protein kinase STY17. NCBI's taxonomy places the organism in Eukaryota, Viridiplantae, Streptophyta, Magnoliopsida, Brassicales, Brassicaceae. Gene Ontology annotation, molecular function: ATP binding; protein kinase activity. The record is from RefSeq and is a predicted model, not a curated record. The transcript has 6 exons. The coding region runs from base 40 to 1203 and encodes 387 amino acids. Gene Ontology annotation, biological process: protein phosphorylation.